AUGGCCAACAAUCCCACAUUCAAACCAUCGCCGUUAUCCUUUGGGUCGCCGAGGGCAUCCCCGUUCCGGCGCCCAUCCACUCCAAAUUCCCCGCCUUCGGCCAGUCGCACAGGAGGCACCCCGGGGAGCUCUCCCAGUCGGGCAUAUACACCUAUGGUAUCUCCUAGCAAGCUCAAUCAAUCAUAUACAGUGGAGGAUGGUGAAUCGCGUUCUCCGAAGAACGAGCGGCCCAUUCCCCAGCCGAAUUUUGCCAGAGAGUUCUCUCCUUCCCCAACGAAAGGAGGAAAGUCGCCAGGCAGCUUAUCCCCAAUCCAUGGGUCAAGGACGGGUGGAGUUGCAAGCCCAGCUGGCGACGCGGCUGGGAAGCUGCCAGCGCAACAAGUGAGGGAGAUCAGAGAAGCUUUCCAGGUUCUCGAUAGGGAUAACGACGGGCUUGUGGACAAAGAUGAUGUGAUUGAUGUGCUGACAACUUUGGGCCAAGACUCGUCAUCCUCUACGCUCUCGCGCUUCUUUCCACCAGGAGCAGGCAAUACUAUGAAUUUUCCAACCUUCUUGAAUACCCUUUCUGGGCUCAUGGCAUCGAUGUCACCUUCACAAGAGCUUCUCAACGCUCUUGCUGCGUUUGAUGAUGAUGACAGCGGGCAAAUCGAUGCCACGGAAUUACGUGAUGCUCUCCUACAUACCUCCCCAGAAGAUGGAGAGGAAAGAUUGACUGAGAGACAGAUCGAUGAAGUCUUCAGUGGGUUUAUAGGGCGCCCAGCAUUUAUUGGUCGGGGAGCGAAGUCAGGCGGGAUGGGUAAGAGGGGUGAGGUUUUCCAGUAUCACGACUUCGUGCGCAGCAUCAUGGGUGGGGAUAAUGGAAAUAGUGCCAAGAAUGAAGGAGAUGCACAUGUAUGA
Messenger RNA from Penicillium roqueforti, 897 nucleotides. RefSeq lists its product as uncharacterized. The transcript has 3 exons. Lineage: Eukaryota; Fungi; Ascomycota; Eurotiomycetes; Eurotiales; Aspergillaceae. The record is from RefSeq and is a predicted model, not a curated record. Gene Ontology annotation, biological process: actomyosin structure organization; mitotic cytokinesis. Gene Ontology annotation, molecular function: calcium ion binding; cytoskeletal motor regulator activity; myosin heavy chain binding. Gene Ontology annotation, cellular component: myosin II complex; cytoplasm. Bases 1 to 897 code for a protein of 298 amino acids.